Molecule: messenger RNA, 3285 nt
Organism: Uranotaenia lowii
Lineage: Eukaryota; Metazoa; Arthropoda; Insecta; Diptera; Culicidae
Product: apoptosis inhibitor 5 homolog
Exons: 9
Coding region: 133-1797 (554 amino acids)
Biological process (GO): negative regulation of apoptotic process
Cellular component (GO): nucleus
Molecular function (GO): RNA binding
Source: RefSeq, a predicted model, not a curated record
GACGUUUGUCGGUAAAUGAAUUCGAGCUCCGAACGUGUGUAGUUUUGCGGGUAGAUUAUUUUGCAAUUUUCUUCCAAUCGACCUGGAAAAAGUUCAGAUUCCGACGACUCACCGGCAAGCAUACCAUCCGCAAUGGAUACCAGCGGCGAUAGCAUUGAAAAGUUGUACAAAAACUAUGAAAUCUUAACGGAAGCAAAGGAGAAAAUCGGUGAGCAUGAACUGGAGUACCGGGAAAUUCUGGACGCCGUAAAAGGAACGGCCAAGGAAAAGCGACUGGCUUCGCAGUUUAUUGGAAAGUUUUUCAAACAUUUCCCCACCCUUGCUGAAUUGGCCAUCGAUCGGCAGCUGGACCUGUGCGAGGAUGAAGACUCGCAAAUUCGGAAGCAAGCCAUCAAGGAUCUUCCCCAGCUAUGCAAGGAUACCAAGGAGCAUACGCCUAAGAUAGCCGACAUACUGGCUCAGCUUCUAGUGACGGAGGAUGUGACCGAGUUGCAACAGGUUCACCAAUCUUUACUCACCUUGGCCAAGUUUGAUGCCAUUGGAACGUUGACCGGUAUCUUUAGCCAGAUCGUUUCUGGGGACGAGCAGACUCGUUAUCGAAACUUUCAGUUUAUUUUGAACAAACUGAUGAAAUUGGGUUCGGAAAUCGUUACAAAAGAAGUCGAGGAAUUUGUAAUUACCGAAAUUAAAAAGAUUCUUUUGGAUGUAAGCGCCGAUGAGUUCCAUCUGUGUAUGUCUAUUCUCAACCAGACCAAGCUCAGUAAAACGGUAACCGGCCAUUCCGAGCUGGUUGCGAUCGCAAUCGAACAAGCCGACCUGGACGCUGAUCUAGGAGCGCUGGCUUCCGACGAUGAAACCGUAGAACGAUUCAUUCAAUGCUCUAGCGAAGCGAUGCCGUAUUUUUCGUCUCAGGUCGAAUCUACCCCGUUUAUUAAAUUCAUGUGCGACAAGUUGCUUCCACUCAAUGUGUGGAACCUUAUUGGAGCCGGAGAGGAACAGCACACUACUCAGCUGAGAUUGCUGAAAGUAUUCGCCGAAAUGUGCGCUUUCAGUGGAUCGUUGGAGAACGCCUCGGAUAAAGUGGAAUCCAUUUAUAAUGCUCUUCUGGAGUAUAUGCCGCUUCCGCCAGCGGACGCCGACAUGAACGAGACGCCGUCGUUCCAGUUCUCCCACACCGAAUGUCUGCUGUACGCGUUGCACACCCUGGGAAAGCAGACCGCCGAAUAUUUGACAUUCCCCAACGAUGCCGCCAAGCUGAAGGAUUUCCGUUCUCGUUUGCAGUAUCUGGCCCGUGGAACACAAGGAUACAUCAAAAAGCUGCAGGAAGCUGUUAAGGGUAAGACGGCAGAAGAGAUGAAAACGGAGGAGAAUCAGAUCAAGGCCACGGCCCUCAAGACUACAUCCAACAUCAGUACUCUGAUUCGUGAUUUGUUCCACUCGCCGCCAAGUUUCAAAUCUGUCAUCCAGCUAUCGUGGAUUGUUCCGAAAACUAAGGGGCCGGACGCUAAAACACCUUCGAAGAGACAUGCCGCAAUCACAUUCGACGAGAACGGAAAGUCUAGUGAUUCUAGAGGGCCCAAACAGCCGAAGGGUAGUUCUGGCAGCCAGAAAAUGUACACUCCUCCCUCCGGGAAGUAUUCGGCUAAGGUACAAAAUUAUUCGGCCAAGAGUGGAGGUGGCAGCGGAGGAGGCAACAGAGACGGACGUCGCCCUGGUGGAGGCGGUGGAUUCCGCAGGAAUGGCUUCGGUGGAAGAAGCGGAAGUGGUGGAGGCGGAGGUGGACGAAGGAGAUACUAGGAACCUCCACCCACAACACCGCUAAGGAAAGUAUCACUCGAGUGAGAUCUGAAUCGGGAUAACAGAAAGAGUACGAAUUUUUUGUUUGGUUGAUUUCUCCCUUUUUAUUUUUUGCUUCCUUUUUCUGCAACUUUUUUUCGCCCAUAUUUAAGAUAAUUCCUGCGUCAGCAAUACUUUUUCUUUUGUGACGCUAGUAUAUUUACAUCAGAUGAGGCUUAUGUUCAUUUUGCUUAAGAUGCAUCUCACCUAAGUUUUAUGUUAAUAGCUGAUCAUAUUUUUAUUUGAAUUUUACGCGACUAACGUGUAAAUUUGCCAAUAUAAUUAGGCUUUACUCUAAGCAAAAUGACCGUUGGACAGUCUUCCACUUUCCGUACAUCCAGGGAAAAAUUCUAUUCAUUAUUUAUUUCAGGUUCGAAACUUUUAACUAUCCAUUCGAAGGCUACUAUAAUGCUCCCUCAUUAUUCAAAACUUACGCACACAUUCUUGUAAAAUGAAUUCAACUUUUUUUGUAAGCCCAAUCCGAUAAUUAUAACAUUAUUCUUGAAUUUCCAAGCAUUUUCCUACCAACACGAUAUUCGUACUCUUUUUGGAAAAAUAACUCGAAAUUAGAUUACAUCAUUUAAAACCCUAUUGAAAGAAAAAGGACACCGCGGGAAAUCGCCAUCGUGGGAUGCUCCAAAAUGUAAGCUGAUUGCGUAUGAGUUUUUUUUUCAAAGGUAUCAUUCUUCUACAUAUUAUAUAGUUGGUGUCGAAGAUAUCAAAACAUAUUUUUUUCCGUCUAAGCACAUGUGACGAGUUUUAGAAAUUUCAACAAAAAUUACAAAACCCGUCUUCAUUAAGAUGAACACAACCAGUAAAAGUUGCUUCGAAAUGCAAUAAACGAGUGAGUUUAAUCUGGCUGUUUCUUCAGGCAAACACAAAAACCUGUGCAGCUUUUGUCAUGAACUUUGUCAGAAUAUUAAAAAAAAAAGUUAAAUAAUAAUAUGAAACAUCUUCUGUUGGAAAUGUCAAGCAAUUUUCCUAACUUUUCGCUGUUUCACGCUAUUUAUCGGGAAUCACAAACAUUCGAAAGCAUUUUUUCAUCAACCGAACUUAGUAUUAAAUACGAGUGAGAUAAAUAACCUGAGAUGGAGAAUGAUUAAAAGUUGUGAAGCAUCUCCAACAAGGAAUGCCUGCCUAUUUUCGAUUCUGGAUGUUUAUUCAGAGGUUUGGCAUAAAGUUGAGACAAAAAACGAUGAAAAAGUGAGCCGGGGCGUACCGAUACAGUUUAGUGCUUUGAUCGAGAAGUGUUUUUUUUAUUGGCCAGCUAUUCGUUGCGUUGUCGAUAGAUGACCAAAAGCAAUUUAUCCGUACCGAAACAAGUGAAAAAAAAUUCUAUCAAAAAUGUUGCACCACGAUGCAAAACUAAUCUACUGAACACAAACAUUACAUACGAAAAGUUCCCCUUGACAAUUCUAUUACCAAAUACAUUUUUAGUGAGUAGAAAAG